Messenger RNA from Musa acuminata subsp. malaccensis (wild Malaysian banana), 1518 nucleotides. RefSeq names its product SEC12-like protein 2. Gene Ontology annotation, cellular component: endoplasmic reticulum membrane. Gene Ontology annotation, biological process: protein secretion. Gene Ontology annotation, molecular function: protein binding; GTPase activator activity; guanyl-nucleotide exchange factor activity. NCBI's taxonomy places the organism in Eukaryota, Viridiplantae, Streptophyta, Magnoliopsida, Zingiberales, Musaceae. The record is from RefSeq and is a predicted model, not a curated record.
AGAGAGAGAGGAAUAAGAAUCGACGAAGGCCUGUUAGGAACGGGGAGGAGAAAGAAACGUGAAAUGGCGAGGAGACGACAGCGAGAGAUCCCGCCUUGCUCCAAGACGUACGGCUUCCCCAUCUACUGCGCCGCUUGGGUCCCUAUCGACCGGAUCUCAUCCGCCGCCGCCGAGGAAGAGGCCGCCGGGAAGAAGAAGGAAGGAGGAGGCGAGGCUGCAGCCGUGGAGGAGACCGCCGAGAAGAAGGAACAAGGAGGAGGAGGAGGCGAGGUGGCGGUGGCCGAGGAGGAGGCCGCGGAGAAGAAGGAACAGGAAGGAGGCCAGUCGUUCCACACGCUCGAUCCCAAUUGGCUCCUGGUGGCGCUGGGGGGAGGCGGCGGCGAAGGACGGAGCGGGGUUCCCAAUGUCCUCCUGAUUGCCGAGUUCGACUUGAUCUCGCGAUCUCUCUCCGACACGCCGGUUUUCAGGUUGGGAACCGAUGCCGAUGUGCCUUAUAGGAUGGCGGUGCACCCUGGAGGAGACGGCGUUGUCUGCGCGUUUCCAAAGAGUUGCAGAUGGUUUGACUGGGACGUUCCAGAGAGCAAGAAAACCUAUAAACUGGCCUUGAAAUCUUCUGCAAAGAUAUUGACACCAUUAGAAGAUGUUGGGCUGCAGUUAGCAUUGGCCUUUGAUGCUGAAGGUUCUAUACUUGCAACUGGUGGUGAGGAUGGGCAUUUGAGGGUCUUCAAGUGGCCAAGCAUGGAAAUUAUUCUGGAUCAAACUGAUGCUCAUACAACCGUGAAGGAUCUGGAUUUUAGCUCAAAUGGUAAGUUUCUCGUGUCAUUGGGCAACAGUGGCCCAUGCAGAGUUUGGGAUUUGACAUCAUCAACAGCUAUAGCCAGUCUGCCAAGGGAAAUUGGUGAAAUUUUUGGCUUCUGCAGAUUCUCUCAGACCAGGGCUGAUAAUCCAGUUUUAUAUGUUACUGCAAUGCACGGUAACCAAGCAAAGCUAGUGUCUUGGGAUUCCCUUUCAUGGAAGAGGGUUGGAGAAAGAAAGAUAGGUCGUGAUCCAAUUUCCGCAUUCAACGUAUCCAUGGAUGGUAAACAUCUUGCUGCUGGGACUGUUGAAGGGGAUAUUACUAUAUUGAGCUCGUUGGAUAUGCGGGUGCAGAUGACGGUUAAAAAGGCACACCUUGGCAUCGUGACUGCAUUGGCUUUCACACAAGAUUCAAGGGCACUGGUUUCUACAUCCUUCGAUUCAAAUGCACGAGUCACAGUAAUCGAGAGCCAAAAAAGUAGCGGGCCCAACCUGUGGCUUUUCGUGCUGGUGAUCAUGCUGGCCGUUCUGGUCUAUUACUUGAGGUUUACGGGAGUCUUCUAAAGGGGUGCACUUCGGGCUGCUUUUUGAUCGCGGAUACGUUUUUGUCGGACAAGGGACCGUUUCGAUUGAAUAAUAUGUUCAGGGAUGCUUUUGCACGCCAAAUGGAAUGAAUGCACCGACAGAAUGACCAACUAUUUUCAGCUCUGGAUUCAAGAAGAA